Uranotaenia lowii is the source of this 2804-nucleotide messenger RNA. RefSeq names its product atypical protein kinase C-like. The coding region runs from base 771 to 1142 and encodes 123 amino acids. The record is from RefSeq and is a predicted model, not a curated record. NCBI's taxonomy places the organism in Eukaryota, Metazoa, Arthropoda, Insecta, Diptera, Culicidae. Gene Ontology annotation, molecular function: protein binding. The transcript is spliced from 4 exons.
GUGCGGUUUUUUUUUUGGUGCAGAUCGCGGAGUUGAGUCCAGAUUCGAGAGUAUUUGGCGACGACGUCGGGCAACGGUGUUGAUGCAUUUUUUUGUGUUUCACUAUUUUUGAAAAGCUUAUUGUUCGCGAAUCGGUAAUUAGUUUCCAAGUGCGUGCAUAUCGGGAUUGUGUUCGGCGUUUCCGGUCGUUCGUUUUGGUGUUUCGCGGCUUGCAGAUCUGUUUCCGGUCGUUUUUUGGGAGGUGUAAUUUUUUGUGAGUGUUUCUAACGUGGCUCUGUUUCGGAAUUUCUCGGGGCAAUAAUUUGGCUUUUGUUUACAUUUCUGGCAAAGAUAAAAGUGCGUUUAUCAGUGGAUGGGGAGGUCUUUUCUGGAAGCAAAUACAAGUAGAGCUAGUGCUAGUGCCUUUUGGAAAAUAUUGCCUAACUAUCGUAAAAUCUUGACUAAACAAAGUGCGAUUAUUUCACCCCACGAUAAAAGGGGUUAAACAUCAUCAAUAUCAGCACAUCACUCAUCACCAGAACCCGGAAGGGAGCGUCCAUAGAAUCGUUAACUUCAUCGGCAGUGCAACUCUGAGAAACGGUUCCGCUGGUUUGAUUCGAUUAACCACCUGUUAAUUCAAUAACUAUACAACAUUCGGUCUGUCGGCGAGCGGCGAUCCAUCGAAAGCAAGUCAGGAUAAUAUAUCAAAAGCAAUACAACAAAUACGCACAUUCUUUGACAAUAUUCUACGUAAUUGCCUUAUUGUAAGUAAAAGAAACCGAGUCGUAACAAUGCCAAUCCAAAUUGCCAACGAGAGCAACGCGAGUGCGGGUGCGGGAAACGAGAUCAAGGUGAAGAUCGCGUACAGCGGCGAGGUGAUGAUAACCUACAUCAACGAGAGCAUCAACUACGAGAGCAUCUGCCGGGAGAUACGGGAGAUCUGCCGCUUCCAGCCGGAUCAGGUGUUUACCAUGAAAUGGGUCGACGAGGAAAACGAUCCCUGUACGAUCCAAUCGGACCUGGAACUGGACGAAGCCAUCAGGCUGUACGAGGUCAAUCGCGACUCGGAGCUUGUCAUACACGGUGAGUCAUUGUUGUAUCUAGCCUGCAGACAGUGCCAAAAUCGUAAGUACCUUUUAAGUUAUACAGGUUGGUCUAUGUAGAGGUAUUCGAAGGAAACAGCUUCAAGAAUUCCGAGAACAGAGCAUAACAUCCAAGUAAUUACGAUCAGUUGAAAUAAAAGGAACCCCCCUCCGUUCUACAUUCCCCAAUACCCUUUUUGUACUAUUCGAUGACGACGGCAAACUUUAACAUCGAAACAGCAGCAGCAGCUACACAACAGAAAACUAAUAGAAAAAGGAAGAUUUCUCAGGAGUCGCCACCAUUACCCAUUUGCUCGUUUUAUUCUAGCGAAAUAAGGAAAACUUUUACUACACCUAGACUAGAGUAAAUAAAUGUGUAUAGCUGUCUACCCAUAGAAGAAUUGGUGCACGACAUUGCCUGAAGCUGGUAUGACAUUGUACUUCGACUGACUGUGUUUAUUCGAGCUAGUUGGGGAAAUUGAUCUUAACGGAUGUUUUAUCCUUUUUUUUCGCUUUUUAGGGGUGGUGGUUUCACGCGAGCCCUCUAAAUGGCUCCGUAGAAAAGAAGGGUGGGGGCAAGAAUUUUAUUGUUUGGAACAUUGAAUGGGAGGACAGAAGUAGAUAAAAUAAAACAAUCAUUGGAUGUUUUGUUCUCUUGUACGGGAAAGUUUCCGGCAUCUUGGAAAUGGCGAAGUUAAACAUCAGAAUUGAAUUAAAGAAGUUCUAAUGUUGAUUAAUGUCACCAGGAAGACAGUGGUGGAAAACAAAUUUAAUUUUGAUAUUAUGUCCCAAUAAUCAACAGCUUUUAUUGAAGUAUUUUGUUUUUAAUGUGAUGCCCUUGAAAAAGAUGUUAUUGGAUAACCGAAACGUUAAAAAUCAGAAAUCAUACAUUUAUGCUACAAUCGAACUGAAUGUUGGUUUCCGCCCAAAAAAUCCAGUACCCUAUAAUAAAGAUUAUUUAAAUUUGAUUUUUUUUUUCAUCGAAUCUAAACUUUAAAAGACAGUAAAAAGCUGUUUUCACUUUACUGCAAUCUAGCAGUUUCCAAUCCAUGAUUCGUUAAACUAUUCCUUUCAAACCGAGACGUCGAUUGAACCAGCGAUUCUCAUUAUCAACUUUUGUCCGUAACCCAAAGAGAAAACACAGGGAAUAGUUUUAAACUUCGAGUGAAACGAUACCCGCCUUUCUUUGUUGCUGUUUGCUAUGGGCGAAAUUCUUCGGAAAAGAAAUUUCCCAAAACGGCAACCAGCUGGUCCAGGACGCUUUUCCCUCUUCUUGUGAAAUUGUUCGAUGCAACAAUGUGUACCUAUCUUGGCCGGGGAAGGAAAUUUCGACCUGAACGGAUAGUUUACUUUGCUGACGUUUUUCGACGAAAAGGAAUUCGCAAGGUGAUUCAGCUGAACGGGUUUUCAUCUGUUAGCUAGUUUUACCGUUCCAGAAACAAGAAAACGAUCUGGCAGAACAACAAUUUCUAGAAACUAGUUUACAGUCGGUUGAGUGCCGAUAGUUUCUCGUUUAUCUACCGUCAGACUUUUUCAAGAAAAAAAAAUCAGAUCCAUCCAUUUUCAACAAUUUUUAAGCUAUAGUGAAAGUUUGUUUGUGUUUUAAUGUGAAUUUUAGCGGAUCUUGUAAAGCUUUGGACAAAUUUUAAGGGCCAGGAUACGUAUAAUGGGACAAAUGUUCCAUAAUUGAUUUUUUUUUAAUAAACAUAGAAAAAAAGAUAGAAAAAAAAGAUAAAAAAAAGA